Molecule: messenger RNA, 3244 nt
Organism: Clupea harengus (Atlantic herring)
Lineage: Eukaryota; Metazoa; Chordata; Actinopteri; Clupeiformes; Clupeidae
Product: protein NLRC3-like
Exons: 4
Coding region: 862-3051 (729 amino acids)
Source: RefSeq, a predicted model, not a curated record
CUUGUCACAUUUCUUUAGCUGUCCGUCCAGUGUGUGUGCUAGAAUACUCCAGUGUCUCAGACCAAGCCAUAACCUAUUCCAGCCAAUCAACACAUUGCUUUAGGAGCACAGAAGGGAUGGAUGUAAUGUGGUUGGCUGUUGGUCUCUAAUAACAACGACCAUUCGCCAGAAUCUGCAAUUUCAAGUAAUAGCAGUUGGUGCUUAUCCAGAAAGUCCCAGUAGUCCAGUCUUUUUUAAAGAUCACUAUCUCAUUUGAUACAUUGUGAUGUUUUGUUUUCUUUGGUGAUGUCCAAUUUCUCCUCAUAGUAAUUAGUUCAGUAAGACUUGUGCAAAUAUAUUUCUUUAAUACCCUUAUAUGACUUUAAGCUAUGUGUUAUACUGUUAUUACUGAUAUACUAUACUGAUAUUUAAUUGCUGAUACUUCAAGUCCUGCAGUGCAUUUUAGAGGCAUGUUGUUGUACUUUGAGGGUAAAUGAAUAGUUUACUUAAUUUAGUUAACAAUUCCCUAUGAUGACUAUGUUGAGUCACCUGAGAACUAGUUUGGUUGUGAAAACUAUGACUAUCACAUUUAGAAUGAGGGAAAAAGACUGUGUAAAUGGUGAAGAGUGGGGGAUUACACCCAUCCUACCACAAAACCACUGCUGUAUAUUUAACAGACAGCAGUUAGAAUCACCACACCAAUUUCAGAACCACCUUUAGAAUCAUUGGAUUUGUUUACAAAUCUGAAACUCAGUUCACUCAGACAGUGAUACUUAAUUCACAGGUGUGUCCAGACAUAACUUCUGUACUGAAGACAACUUUCCCUGACGGCUAUCAGCAUUAGUUUGGACAAAAGCUGAACACUUUGACAACGUGUCCACCAUGGCAUGUCCCCUGACACCUCUUAUGUCUGCUCUGGAAGAUUUGAAGUCGCAAGAGCUGAAGAAGUUCAGAAUGUACCUGAGUGAGGGGGUGAUGGAGGGCUUCGCUCGCAUGCCGAGAGGGAAGCUGCAGGAAGACAGUGAUGCCACAGACAUUGCCGAUCUGAUGACUAAGAUGUAUGGAGGUGAAGACUCGCUGAAGAUCACGCUUCAUAUUCUGAGAGUAAUCAAACAAAACGAUGUUGCUGCAAGACUACAGGGAGAGAUGGAGAGGACACAGAUAAAUGCACAGGGUCCACUGAGCAGUCAGCUGGAUGUCUCUCCAAGUGAUAAACGAAAUGAAUAUGAUGAUCUACAAAAAGUAAAAACAGCCAUCCAAACAGACCUGAGGAGUAAAUUUGGAAAUAUAUCAGAAUGUGUUUCCACCCAAGGCCAGGCAAAGUAUUUGAAUGAGAUCUUUGUAGAUCUGUACAUUACAGAGGGUGGAUCAGGAGAUAUAAACGACCAACAUGAGGUGAGACAGAUUGAGGCGACACGCAAAAGAGACAGAGACACUCCUAUCAGAUGUGCUGACUUAUUUAGGUGUCUUCCUGAACAAAAAAGACAAAUCACAUCUGUCCUAACCAAGGGGAUUGCAGGGAUUGGAAAGACUAUCUCUGUUCAAAAAUUUAUUCUGGACUGGGCAGAACAAAAAGCAAAUGAAGAUAUUGCAAUAGUUGUUCCACUUCCUUUCCGAGACCUAAAUCUGAAGAAGGAACACUACAGCCUGAUGGACCUUCUGUAUAUCUACGCACCACAGCUAAAAGAGAUGAAAAACCUAGAAAGCGUACAUAACAAAGUGCUGCUGAUUAUGGAUGGACUUGAUGAAUGUCGACAUAUUUUAGAUUUCCAAAACAGUCCAUGGUGGUCUGAUGUCUCAAAGCCAACCUCAGUUGGUGUGUUGUUGACAAACCUGAUAAAAGGGAAUCUGCUACCCUCAGCUAUGAAAUGGAUAACCUCUCGACCCGCAGCAGCCAGUCAGAUUCCUUCAGAAUACAUUCACAGGGUGACAGAGGUUCGGGGAUUCAGUGACGAUCAGAAGGAAGAGUACUUCAGGAAGAAAAUCAGCAAUGAAAGCAUGGCCAACAAAAUAAUCACACACAUGAAGACUUCAACCACCCUUUACAUCAUGUGCCACAUUCCAAUCUUCUGCUUGAUAUCUGCCCUUGUGUUUGACAGCAUGUUUAGUGAUGCCAAACCUGGUGAACUACCCCAGACUCUCACUGAAAUGUACAUACAUUUCCUGAUUAUUCAGACAUGCAUGAAGAACAGAAAAUACCAUGGAAAUGCUCCUAACCUCAAAGACCCAUUGUCUAAUUCAGACAAAGGAAUGGUUCUGAAACUUGGUGAACUGGCUUACAAACAGCUGAAUAAAGGCCAUCUGAUAUUUUAUGAAGAAGACCUACAGGGCUGUGGCAUUGAUGUCAAAAAAGCUUCAGAGUAUUCUUCACUUUGCACAGAGAUCUUCAGAGAAGAGAAGGGACUGUACCAGGAGAGAGUCUUUUGCUUUGUUCAUCUGAGCAUCCAGGAGUUUCUGGCUGCAGUGUAUGUACAUGUGUCCUGUGUGCAAAAGAAUGUGAAUGUUCUCUCAUUACACAGUGAUAGAAUGGAUAAAGAUACCGUGAGCCUGUCAGAUGUCCACAAGAAGGCUGUGGAAAUAGCCUUGCUGAGUCCAAAUGGUCACCUGGACCUCUUUCUGCGCUUCCUACUUGGUCUCUCCCGUGAAGACAAGCAGACCUUUCUUCCAGAAGCAACAACAAAACGUUCAGGACUGAGAAGAUUAAUGAAUGCAUUUCUGAAACCAAACCCCUCCCACAAAAUAGACACUGACCUAACCCUGUGUGUUAAUGAAACCAUUCAAUGCAUUAGGAAGGAAAUCAGAAGGGUUCAAGCACCAGAGAGGACCAUUAAUCUGUUCCAUUGUCUGAGUGAACUUAAGGAUGACUCUCUAGUGAAAGGAAUCUUAAACGAAGUCUCAUCUGGAACCCUCUCACACACUAACAUGGAACCAGAUAAGUGUUCAGCACUUACCUAUGCGGUGUUGAUGUCAGGAAAUGUGCUGGAGGUGUUUGAUCUGAAUAAGUUCAGAACAUCAGCAGCUGGUCAAGAGAGAUUAUUAUGUAUGUUGAAGGCCUGCAAGCAUGGCAGGUAAAUCAUCCUUACAUUAUAUAACACAUCAAUGCACAGAAUCAAUAGCAUGAAUUGAAUUAAUUGCAGUGCGUAUAAAAUUGUAUUGCAGUGUUUCUACACAAGAUAUAAUCACAGUGGAUUUGACAUAUCUUUUUUGAAAUUAAUUAACAGACCCUCAUCCAAAAUGAUAUAGGGUGCCUAUGAAUUCAAAUUAA